Rattus norvegicus (Norway rat) is the source of this 8714-nucleotide messenger RNA. It is a transcript of the gene Cmip, whose product is annotated as c-Maf-inducing protein. NCBI's taxonomy places the organism in Eukaryota, Metazoa, Chordata, Mammalia, Rodentia, Muridae. Gene Ontology annotation, cellular component: nucleoplasm; cytoplasm; nucleus. The record is from RefSeq and is a predicted model, not a curated record.
CCCUUGGCGAAGUGGUGGGGCCAAAUGGAUCAGCCUGGCUCAGGGGACAGCCAGGUGUAAGGAGCCAGGGCCCCAGGCCAGCUCUCACCUGCUGCUCCCUAGGCAUUGGGCUUCCCAAGACUGCCCAGCCAAGUCCAACCGUCUUAGAACAACCAGGACUUAUUGUCUCAGAGCUCUGGGGCCAGAAGUCCAAAGUCAUGGUGUGAGCAGAUUCUUUUUCCCUUGGAGGCUUCUGAGUGUAUCUUUGUCUGACUUUGUCCAGCUUCUGGGGACUGCAGGCAACCCUUAGCCCUUCUUACUUUUGGCUAUGCAACUCUGCUUCCUCUGUGUGUGUGCACAUGUUGUAGUGUGUGUGUGUGUGUGUGUGUGUGUGUGUGUGUGUGUGUGUGUGUGUGUAAGAGUGUGUGUGUGAGAGUGUGAACUUUCAUGUGGCAUUUUUGCAUGGGUACCUCUGUGUGUGUGUGUGUGUGUGUGUGUGUGUGUGUGUGUGUGUGUGUAAGUAUCAGCUCCCAUGUGACAUUUUUGCAUGGGCACCAGCUCAGGACCCAGCCUAGUCCAGCAUGAUGUCGUAUUACUUGACUCCAUCUACAGAGACCCUGUUUCCUAAUAAGAGCGCAGUCAGAUGCCCAGCGUUAGAGAGCUGGGAUAUAACUUCUGGGGAGACACAGUGCAACCACACUGCCAGCAGGGCGUCCCUAGACAAGGGAAUGGUCCCUUCUAUCACUCCCCGAUCUAUGCCACAGAUCUAUGCCUACAGCUAGGCAGCAGGCAUGGGGGUUGAAUCUUGCUUCUUUUAGGGCUUUUGAGUCUCCAGGAUUUCCUGGAGGCCCGUGGUGCAGACUGCAAGGCCAAGUCUUCAUUUGGCCCAGACCCCCCAGAGUUCCCCGUCCAUGGCAGUGGUGGGAAGGAUGUGUCUCUGAUGUGGACGCUGAGGUUUAUGAUUCUCCUCCUUGCCCUGAACAAGCUGCCAGCAACAAUUUCCUUACUCCAAACUGCUCCGGUACCUUGUACGAAUUGUGGAGAAAGCGGACGGCUCAUCCCUGCCUACAAGGAACAUGGACUCUGUGGGAAGCACACGGUUCACCCGUGUGAUGGUCGGUUUGUGCCUGGGAGUCAGUACAAGUGGAAUGUGGUACCCAGCUGUGAGCCUGACACCUAGGUGGGUCAUCCACUCACCAGCCAGACUCAUGGUUACCCAGGCAACCAGCUGAUGCCCAGAGCCAGUAGAGCAGGACACCCACCUGAGUCCUGCUGUUUCCUUGGUAGCAGUAAUAGCUGCGGGGAGGCAGCCUAUGAUGGUCACUUAGGAGGCUGAGUGCCUGAGCUCUGUCCCUUUUUCAGAGUACCCAUCUCCCCAGGAGCUGGCUUCUCAGGCACACAGAAGCUGGGCUUUCUAACUUGACAGGAAGGCACCACAGACAUUAAGGAACAGAAGACACAGGUUUUAAAAGUUGCUAUAUUUAUGUGUAUGGGUGUCAGCUCUGUGUAUGCCUGUGCCUGGUACUCAGGCAAGCCAAUAGAAGGCACCAGUAAGCUCCCCUGGGAUUGUAAGUAUAGAUGAUGGUGAGCUGCCAUGUGGGGGCUGGGAGCUAGGUCCUCUAGAAGAGCAGCUCUUAACUCCUGAGCAAGCUCUCCAGCCCCAGCUUCACCCUACUUGACGAUGUGAGGUCAGGUUACAAACACGGCUACCCGGUUCUCUCUGGCUCUCGCUAGCUACGCGGCUUCAGCUUCAGUUUUCUCGUCUAUAAAGUGGGGUUCACCUCCCCGGGGUACUGUUGAGAUUUCAGAAGUUAAUGUGUAGGUCUGGGGGAGGGGUAGCUUAAUAAAGCAAGCCUUGCAAACUUGGAGACCCCAGAGCCCAUGUGAAAAAGCCAGGCGUGGUGGUGCACUCUCGAAAUGCCAGCGCUGAGAGGUGGAGACAGGUGGAUUCCCAAUCGCUGACCAGCAAGUUCCAGGCCAGUGAGAGACUCUGUCAAAAAAAUGAGAUGGAGAGCUCGCGAAGAAUGGAUUCCUCUACUGGUGGGCGGGGCCAGCGGGCGACCAUGCAGUGACUGGUGUCCAAAUCUAAGUCGCCCGAAAGACGCACACGGUUCACUGAUGGUCACAGUAGCGGCCAUCCAGAUGUUAGCAGAGGCAGAGAUGGGAACAGUGUGGGGCUUGUCUACGGACAAGCAGCUCAGCAAUAGUGACCUGGCCACACGAUGACCUCCAUCAUGAGAAGGAAUAGAAUACUGGGGCUCGGGAGGCUGCCUGGCAACUCCGAGGCCAUCGCGCUGAGCGCAAGAAACCUGGCUCAAAAGACCGUGUGUUUAUUGUCUGACUCCAGUUUUAUGUCCAGAAACCAGAAAGAGGGGAGGUGUUGGAGGAGGCUGUUGGGUGUCCCCAGUUCUCUUUGGGGUGACAGCUGUACAUGACGUAUGUGCUAAGCGCCACGGGACUGUAUGCCUUGAGAAGACUGGUGUUUCAGUGACGUGUGACUUUCACCUGGAUAAUGGGUGUGUAUAGACAACUAAGACCGCAGGGCUGACUCUCGGGCUUGGAGUCCCCCCCAUAGACAGGGCCACAGAGUAUUUCUAUCUCCGUGUGCUUUCUGUUGCCGUGAUUAACACCGUGACCAAGAGGAGUAGCUUGGAGAGGAAGGGGAAUAUUUCAUCUUACAGGUUAUAGUUCAUCCUUGAGUGAAGCUAAAGGCAGAAACCAAAGCGUGUUUUCUUACAUAGUCCAGAUUCACCUGCCUGGGGGAUGGCACCUCCCACAGUGGGCUUGACCUUCCUCCAUCACUAGCCAAUCAAGAAAAUGUCUCAUAGACCUGACUUGUCCACGGGCUGGUCUGAUGGAGGCAAUUCUUUAUAAGAGAACCUACAUGAGAAGCCACACACCCCUACACACCCCUACACACACACACACACAUACACACACACACACACACACACACACACAAGUACGUACACAGAAGCACACAUACAAACACACAAGCCCGCAUGCCCUUUAUAAAGUUGAGUAAGUUAACACUUUUACAUUGAGCCACAUUCAAGAGGUUCCCUCUUCCUGAUGACUCUAGGGCUGUGCCAAGUUGACAGCUAAAGCUUGACAGUUGCAGGGAUUGGGGGAUGAGGAUCUCUUCCGAGCCUGUGACAAAGGAAGGCUCCUCGUAACAGAGCAAUCGUUUCGCCUUAAUCUCUGAACAUUUCUAGAUGAGAUGGGCCCACCCUGUGACAAAGGCAGCCUGCGUUUGCAGUAUUUCAGUGCUUUUAUUAGCGUGCUAAUUAUGCUCAACGGUGGGUUUCCAUUACGACAUUUUCAUAGGUGUGUAUGAUAUGUUUAGAAGGCUGAUUGUCUGCCCACACCAACAUCUGCAGCCCGUAGCGAGGACAGAGUCUUGAUGGGCAUUGUCAGUCUGCUUGCCUUUCUUGCUGGGUGUACAAGGGACUCUGGGGGGACAAAACAUUAAUUAGUAACUUUUCUUGUCACUGAUAGAGCGUCUGGCAGAGACAGCUGCAGGGGGAGGGGAGGUUUGUUCAUGCUUAUAGCCCAUCGUGGGGAAGCAAGCAUGACAGCGGACAGGUGGUAGCAGCUUAUUAUAUGAGAGCAACUAAGGAGUAAAGAGGUGGAGCCAGGGCGUUGGGGAUUUAGCUCAGUGGUAGAGCGCUUGCCUAGGAAGCGCAAGGCCCUGGGUUCGAUCCCCAGCUCCGAAAAAAGGAACCAAAAAAAAAAAAAAAAAACAAACAAACAAACCUCAAGCCUCAGCCUUACAGCCUGCUUGCAACAAUUCAGCUCCACAUGGAGAAAAUCCCACCACCUCCCAAAACCACGCCAGCAGCUGGGGACCCAGUGUUCAAACACAUGGGAUAUUUCACUGUGAAACCAUACCUUGGAGGAAAGAGCUCAAGGAGGGGUCCCUGUUUAGGCCUGUUCAACCUGCACCCCAUAACUCAGAUCCGAGAGGAUUGCUUUGAAUGUGGUCCAGUGCAAAACUGUUAACCUCGUAAAGGGGAUGUGUGUGCGUGUGAGUGCGUGUGUAGGUUCCCAUGUGAACUUUGUCGGUGGCAGCGUCAAAAGGUUGGACACACCCACAGUGGGGGCUUAAAGAAACUCAUGUCCCCUGUGGAAGAUUCUGUCCUUGCGCUGGGCACAAAGCUGUCUGCUCUGUGGAGCAGCAGAUGUGCUGGACCUUAGGCAUGGCAAUGGGGGCAUAGCAUUGCCCCAUAGCUCCUUCUGUGGUGACAGCAGGGUCCUCUGUCUAGCAGCUGCAGUGACAUUGGGUGGCUGAAGAGCUGGACGUCCACUUAAAUUUUCUUCUAAUUAAGUUGACUGUGCUGUCAGAAGCCCCCUGGGUCCAGUAGCUUUUAGACAGGCCAGGCAGCUCCAUGCCAAACCUAGAAAUAAAGUGUCAAAACCAUCCUCCCUAGCUCGCUUGGUUCCGUCUCCUCAGGGACGCCCUCCCCUCCGCAGCUCCUCAGAGUACCCGUGACAAGUGACGAGGAGCAUGCGUACUUGUGUGCACGAGAGCCUUGGAGGCUGCAGCAGGCAGCAGAGCUGUCGUCCCCCCCUCCCUCUUCCCCAAUCCUAGGGAAGAGCGUUUCCAGUACAUUCCGAGCCACACCUCCUGGUGAGGGACACCCACCUGAUGACAGCUAGUCUCCUGUGGAAGAGCUAAGAGGCUCCACACUCUCAGGCUCGGGAACCCCAGUGUCUUGUGCCUGCUCCUACCGCAGGAACAGUUUCCAGAGAGAUGGCUGGUGUUGCCCAGAAAAAGAUUUACAAAUACAAGAAAGUCCUGAGUAACCCGAGCCGCUGGGAGGUUGUCUUGAAGGAGAUACGGACACUGGUCGACAUGGCUCUCACGUCCCCGCUGCAGGAUGACUCCAUCAACCAGGCUCCACUGGAAAUCGUCUCAAAACUGCUCUCGGAGAACACAAACCUGACCACUCAGGAGCACGAGAACAUCAUUGUGGCAAUUGCGCCUCUGCUGGAGAACAACCACCCACCACCAGACCUCUGCGAGUUCUUCUGCAAGCACUGCAGAGAGCGGCCCCGGUCUAUGGUGGUCAUCGAGGUGUUCACGCCAGUGGUUCAGAGGAUCCUUAAGCAUAAUAUGGACUUCGGGAAAUGCCCAAGGCUGAGGCUCUUCACCCAGGAGUACAUCCUCGCCCUGAAUGAGCUCAACGCAGGCAUGGAGGUGGUCAAGAAGUUCAUUCAAAGCAUGCAUGGCCCCACAGGGCACUGCCCACACCCCCGGGUCCUGCCCAACCUCGUGGCUGUGUGCCUGGCUGCCAUAUAUUCCUGCUAUGAAGAGUUCAUCAACAGCCGCGACAACUCCCCCAGCCUGAAAGAGAUCCGGAACGGCUGCCAGCAGCCGUGCGACCGGAAGCCCACCUUACCUCUGCGCCUGCUGCACCCCAGCCCGGACCUGGUGUCUCAGGAAGCCACAUUGUCUGAGCCACGGCUCAAGUCGGUGGUCGUGGCCUCCAGCGAGGUCCACGUAGAGGUGGAGCGCACCAGCACUGCCAAGCCGGCGCUGACAGCCAGCACGGGCAAUGACAGCGAGCCCAACCUUAUUGACUGUCUCAUGGUCAGCCCGGCGUGUGGCACCAUGAGCAUCGAGCUGGGCCCCCAGGCAGGCCGCACGCUCGGCUGUCAUGUGGAGAUCCUCAAGCUGCUGUCCGACUAUGAUGACUGGAGACCGUCUCUGGCCAGCUUGCUUCAACCCAUUCCAUUCCCCAAAGAAGCUCUCGCGCACGAGAAGUUCACAAAGGAGCUGAAGUACGUGAUUCAGAGGUUUGCAGAAGAUCCAAGACAGGAAGUCCACUCGUGUCUGCUGAGCGUGCGGGCAGGCAAGGAUGGCUGGUUCCAGCUCUACAGUCCUGGAGGGGUGGCCUGUGAUGAUGACGGGGAACUGUUUGCCAGCAUGGUGCAUAUCCUCAUGGGCUCCUGUUACAAGACCAAAAAGUUUCUGCUCUCACUGGCUGAAAACAAACUGGGCCCCUGCAUGCUCCUGGCACUGAGAGGGAACCAGACCAUGGCAGAGAUACUGUGUUUGAUGCUGGAGUACAACAUCAUCGACAACAACGACACCCAGCUACAGAUCAUCUCCACGCUGGAGAGCACAGACGUGGGCAAGCGCAUGUAUGAACAGCUUUGCGACCGGCAGCGGGAGUUGAAGGAGCUGCAAAGGAAAGGCGGACCCACCAGGCUAACACUGCCCUCCAAGUCCACGGACGCGGACCUGGCCCGCUUACUGAGCUCCGGCUCCUUUGGAAACCUGGAGAACCUCAGCUUGGCCUUCACCAACGUCACCAGUGCCUGCGCCGAGCACCUCAUCAAACUGCCUUCUCUCAAGCAGCUCAACCUGUGGUCCACGCAGUUUGGAGACGCCGGCCUGCGGCUCCUGUCGGAACACCUCACUAUGCUCCAGGUGCUGAACCUGUGUGAGACCCCAGUCACCGACGCGGGCUUGCUGGCCCUCAGCUCCAUGAAGAGUCUUUGCAGUUUAAAUAUGAACAGCACCAAGCUCUCGGCUGACACCUAUGAGGAUCUGAAGGCCAAGCUUCCUAAUCUAAAGGAGGUUGAUGUUCGCUACACAGAAGCCUGGUGAAGCCCCCUGUGUGCACAGGAUGGCGUCGCACAAAACAAAAACAAAAAAGAAACAAAACAAACAAAAAAAAAUGACUCUUGACUAAUAGCCGUAGAGCAGUGGGUCCCGGGGUGGUCCCAGCACCUGGCUGCGGGAUAGAUGGGGGAGUCUUAGGGGGGCCGAGGGAGGAAGGGUGGGGAAAUCCUCAGCACGCCCAGACCCCCCGCCUAAUUCUUAGAGCUUCAUAUUGGAACCUUUGACCUUGAUCAAAAGCGGCCUUGGUGGCAACAAGAGGAGGAACAGCGGGCAGGCAGGGCAGGGAGGGGUGGGCGGGAAUCCCUGUGUGGAGUUUCUUUGCCUUUGUUGUGUUAUACCGUGGGGAGUGGGGAGGGAGCAUUCAUCCAGCCUGAUGCUGUUGACUCGGGCCAGAAGGAGGAGUCUUCUUCCUGGAGGUGCACCGAGCGGAGAUCUCACCCCUACCAUUGGGGCAGGAAUACCCAGUCACGUCACCCCAUCGUCCUGUGUCCUCACCAUCGCUAUGCAAAGUGGUUCUUGUUGUACAUAAGAUUUAAAUAACGCACCUAUUUAAGAAACGUUGACAAAUUGCGGGUCUGGGACCCGCUCUUAUUUAUGAAGUCUUUCACCGGCCCUCCCUCCUCACCUGCCCCCACUUGCCCGCUCUCCCUACCUUCCCCCACACACAACCCCCCCCCAGCCCCUGGCGUGUAGUACUGUCUGAACCAGUCAGCUGUCGGGUUAGUGCUUGUAGUUCAGGUUUUUAAAGGAAACAACAACAGGGAAAAAAAGACCUUUGGAAACUUAAUUGCUUUUUUCUUACCAGUCUCUGUAUGGUAAUAUUCUCCUGGUCAGUCAGUCUGCCCACUUGCUACUCUGUAUUAUUUCCAGAUGUCUCCAGCUUCCUCGUGGGUGGGGAUCAAGAUGGGGGGGAGGGGCGGGGAGAGGAAGAAAGAGGUUCUCCGUAUUGUAGCUCACACCUCCCCUUCUCUGCUUCUGUGACUCUGGAAGGGCCCUGACCUUCCCUCCCUGUAUACCCCUGUAGGAGAGUUGGUCCUCCAAGGUCCUGCUGUCGUUCCUUACCCCCUUUUAUGCUGUCCCUGUCCCCUACUGAGACUUGCAACCUGUGGCUUCCCCACCCUGUGGUUUUAACGCAUGCCCCAUGCCCACUUCUUUGCAUGGUCUCUUGGGAGAGAAGAGCAGCUACGUCACCCAGCCAGCCUGACCCGACCCGACCGUCCACACCUCCCCUCCACCGACGUGGUCACUGCUGCGGCAUCCCCUCCCCCUUGUGCCCGGAGGCAGACCAACCUCAUUUCUUUUUACAAACAGUUGGCUUUUUCUUACCAAGCCCUCACUGUACAGAAACAGCCCUUUGACAGUUCUUUUGGGGAUCCCCCCCCCUUUCCCCGACUCCAGCCCUUUUUAUGUUAGUUUAGCACAAAUCGUUCCCCUCCCUGGCACCUCCAAACCAGACCCACCAGUCGACGUUAAUUGUUUUUUAUCUAUUUAAUCUUAUUCGAUGGAGACCAUGCUUCAUUUGUUUUAUACUUUGCCAGGUAGACUUUAUUACCCACCCUGCCCCCAACUAUGCCCUCAUUUUUUUAAAAAAGGAAAAAAAAAAAAAACACACCAAAAAAAAAAAAAAAGGAAAAAAAAAAAACAAAAACAGAGAGACUUCGGGUUCGAGUCUCAGUCUUAAUUCCCCUUCCGUGGCAGGUUUUCUUCUGUGCGUGUGCCUGUGUGUGUGUGGAGUGAGUUCUGGUUUGUGUUUGUUUUUCUCUGUUGAUUUCUGUUGUUGCUUCCUCCCGACCCCGAGACCCCGGUUCCGAACUUCACAGCACCCCGGUGCAGAGAGAAGCAGAAGCAGAAAAAAAUAUAAAAUAAAAUAAAAAAGUAAAAAAAAAAAUUAAAAAGUUAAAAAAAAAAGGAAAAAAAGGAAAAAAUUUUAAAAAGGAAAAAAAAAAAAAACGAAGAACUAAGACAUGCCACCCCCACCCCACCCCCACUCCCACCCCGCAAUGUUGCUUUUCUUGAUGGUUAAUAAUAAAUACUGUCACGUAGCUGUGUACAAAGAGAUGUGAAAUACUUUCAGGCAAAAAUAAACUGUAAGUGACUCAUGAAA